Rubroshorea leprosula is the source of this 2213-nucleotide messenger RNA. The record is from the annotation of a GenBank genome assembly. NCBI's taxonomy places the organism in Eukaryota, Viridiplantae, Streptophyta, Magnoliopsida, Malvales, Dipterocarpaceae.
ACUAUAACUAAAUGGAGGUAGUACUUUUUAAACUUGAUUAGUAAAGAAAAAAGUUUAUAUCCUUAAUAAGUAAAAGUACUAAAGUUUAUACCCUUGUCGGUAAAUUUUCUCGUCUUACUUCAAUUAAACAAAACCCAGAUAGAAAACCUUGGAAAUUGGAAAACCCGAACCCGAUUCAAUACAGUGAGAGAGAUCGAAAGCAUAACGAUCGGUGUGCUUCGUUCAGGAAUAGGAUGCAACAGAGGUUGAAGCAACAGCAAGCCUUGAUGCAACAAGCCCUUCUCCAACAGCAUCCCAUCUACCAUCCAGGCCUCGUCGCCGCUGCCAUGUCUCAGAUGGAGCCUAUGCCCAGUGGAAACUUGCCGCCAGGAUUUGAUUCAUCCACUUGCCGCAGUGUUUAUGUAGGAAACAUUCAUGUUAAUGUCACCGAGACUCUUCUUGCUGAAGUUUUCCAGAGUGUUGGCCCUCUUGCAGGUUGCAAGCUGAUAAAAAAGGAGAAGUCAUCAUAUGGUUUUGUUGACUACCUUGAUCGAGCUUCUGCAGCACUUGCAAUAAUGUCACUCCAUGGGCGACAACUUUUUGGUCAGGCACUCAAAGUAAACUGGGCAUAUGCCAACAGCCAGAGGGAGGAUACAUCAGGGCACUUCAAUAUAUUUGUUGGUGAUUUAAGUCCUGAGGUUACAGAUGCAACUCUUUACGCAUGCUUCUCAGUGUAUCCUGCUUGUUCUGAUGCAAGGGUCAUGUGGGAUCAUAAAACUGGACGUUCAAAAGGAUAUGGGUUUGUUUCCUUCCGGAAUCAGCAGGAGGCACAGGGUGCUAUCAAUGACUUGACUGGUAAAUGGCUUGGUAAUAGGCAAAUCAGAUGCAACUGGGCAACAAAAGGUGCUGGAUCCAAUGACGACAAGCAAAUAAGUGACAACCAAAAUGCAGUAGUACUUACCAAUGGAUCUUCAGAUGGUGGUCAGGAAAACACUGAUGAAGAUGCCCCCGAAAAUAACCCUGCAUACACUACUGUCUAUGUGGGCAACCUUUCCCAUGAGGUAACUGAAGGUGAGCUUCAUUGUCAGUUUCAUGCACUUGGAGCUGGAGUUAUUGAGGAGGUGCGCGUACAGAGGGACAAAGGUUUUGGAUUUAUCAGAUACAACACUCAUGAAGAAGCAGCAACAGCCAUUCAGAUGGCCAAUGGUAAGAUACUUCGUGGAAAACCCUUGAAGGUAAGAGAAUCCUUGCUUGCAGUUACUUCUGCUUUCUAUGUCACUUAUUUUAUGAAUUAGGAAUCCCCUUUGCCAGAUCCCUUCCUGCCCACCCCAAGGUUUGAACUUGAGACCUCCAACAUGGAUGCUCAAGCUUUUAACUCGGAGACAUCCCUAAGGGACUGUUCUCAUUUGACUAGGCCAUAUUUAUGAUCUCAGUAGCUUUUACAUUAGAUCUGAAAGUUCAUGUCUAUAAUGCUAUCAGGAAGUGGCAUACUGUUCUCUUUUAUGUUCUGAAUGGUUCUCGUGUAGAUAUCAGAAGCGUGCAUGUUUACAUUUAUUUGGGUAAAUGCAUGAUGUUAUCCAUACAUCUAUUGUUGUAGUGCUCAUGGGGUAGCAAGCCAACUCCUCCUGGGACAGCUUCAAAUCCACUACCUCCUCCUGCUCAACCGUAUCAGAUCCUUCCAAGUGCUGGCAUGAACCAGGGUUAUUCCCCAGCUGAGUUAUUAGCUUACCAACGCCAACUUGCUUUAAGCCAAGCUGCUGCAUCUGGCCUUUCAGGCCAAGCUCUUUUGCAGAUGACUGGCCAACACGGCCUGGCUGCUGCCUCAAUGGGUUUGGGCUCCAGUGGUUCUCAGGCAAUGUUUGAUGGAUAUCCCAAUUCUUCUUCAAGUCAGCAGCUCAUGUAUUACCGUUAAUACCAGUGCAAGGUUGCAGCUGGAAGCCCCUAUUGUUUUGCCUGUGUUAUUCUAUUUUUAUUUUUGGUCAUCUGAGUGAGAUGCGAGUAACCUCUGACUUAAUUUUGGUUCUUCUUUUCUUCCACCCUCUAUGUUGUAACGUGUGACAAAGUGAUUAUAAAUGAGCAUAUUGUGGGUGUUCUCUGCUCGGUUUUAAUGGUUAUCAAGAUAUUUUCGUGCAUAUUCUGUCUGGUGCUUCUAUUUUUCUUCAACUAACUCAUUUUGUAACUGCUUGAUUCAACAAAAUCUGAUUUAGCAAAUCCAAUAAAGAAAACAAAUAUAA